AUGUAUGACCUCGAUCCUCCACUUGUGACUUCUCUACUGGCUGUACAAGUACCCAAGGGAUGGCGACAAAUUUGUCGUUAUGACGAUGAGACCAACACCACACUUGACGUCCCCCUUGGAACAACUGCUUUCUUCAGUGGGUAUCGUCUCUACGAGCUCCUGUCAGAAGAGGAGAAACAUUUUGUUCUUACCAGCAAAGUCGAGUACGCGCCUCAUCCAUACAUCUGGAUGAGCAAGGCCAAAUCCCGCUCCAAUGGUCUCGGCAUUGUUUCUGAGGGCCUGGAGCUAUCGGAGGAUGAGCUUCCUCCUUUUGAGGACGACAAAAUCAAAAUAUAUCCCAUGACGUGGAUGAACCCGGUUACUGGAAGACUUGGAAUGAUGGUCUAUCCGACUUGUGUCCGAAAGAUUCAUCUUGAAGACGGAAGCAUUCUCGACAAUAUGUCCGAAAUUCGAGAGCGACUGUAUCGACCGCAAAGGCGUGCGAUCAAUCCUGAGUAUGUUUAUACUCAUGACUGGGAGGAAGGCGAUCUUGUACUAUUCAAUAAUCAUGGAGUGAUGCAUUCCAUUGUUGGCUCAUUCAAGGAUGGGGUUGAAGUCAGGCUGUUCAGGUAG
Molecule: messenger RNA, 612 nt
Organism: Penicillium daleae
Lineage: Eukaryota; Fungi; Ascomycota; Eurotiomycetes; Eurotiales; Aspergillaceae
Exons: 1
Coding region: 1-612 (203 amino acids)
Molecular function (GO): oxidoreductase activity
Source: RefSeq, a predicted model, not a curated record